Messenger RNA from Alligator mississippiensis (American alligator), 6428 nucleotides. It is a transcript of the gene FLT1, whose product is annotated as fms related receptor tyrosine kinase 1. The transcript is spliced from 30 exons. The record is from RefSeq and is a predicted model, not a curated record. Gene Ontology annotation, biological process: protein phosphorylation; positive regulation of angiogenesis; positive regulation of kinase activity. The coding region runs from base 198 to 4199 and encodes 1333 amino acids. NCBI's taxonomy places the organism in Eukaryota, Metazoa, Chordata, Crocodylia, Alligatoridae. Gene Ontology annotation, cellular component: plasma membrane; signaling receptor complex. Gene Ontology annotation, molecular function: vascular endothelial growth factor receptor activity; ATP binding.
GGCAGCAGUCCGCCGACACCCCCACCCUGCCCGAGCCGCCCCGCGGGACCGGGGCGCUCCUGGAUGCUGCUCCCCGCCCGGCACGAGCCGCGCCCGCAUCUCCGCCGCCGCCGCCGCGGGCAGGGGGGAGGCGAGGAGAGGCCAGGGCCGCCCGGCACCGCCCGGCUCCGCUGCGCUCCGGCCACCCCCGCGGCACCAUGCGCAGGCGACUGGCGGCGGCGCCCGCCCUGCUCUGCGCGCUGCUGGGCUCCGCGCUGCUCCUGGCAGGACCUACUUCAGGGUCAAAAUUAAAAGUUCCUGAACUGAGUAUAAAUGGCACACAGCACGUCAUCCAAGCGGGCCAGACUUUAAAUCUCACAUGCAGGGGGGAAAUGGUUCAUUCAUGGUCCCUGCCUGAAACACUAAGUAAAGACAGCAAAAGGCUGAAAGUAAUUAAAUAUGCCUGUGGAAGGAAUGGGAAACAGUUCUGUAGUAGUCUGACCUUGAGCAGAACUCAAGCAAAAGACACUGGAUACUAUGGCUGCAAAUACCCAUCCUCAAGUGCUGUAAAAAAGAAGACAGAACCUACAGUCUAUAUAUUUAUUAACGAUACAGGAAGUCCAUUUGUAGAGCUGCACAGUGACAUACCUAAAAUUAUACACAUGACUGAUGGAAGAGAGAUGAUCAUACCAUGCAGAGUCACAGCUCCAGACACUGCUGUUACUUUAAAGAAGAUCCCACUAGAGACUCUGAAUCCUGAUGGGAAGACAGUAGUCUGGGACAGUACGAAAGGCUUUAUUAUCCCCAAGGCAACAUACAAAUUCAUUGGGCUUCUUAGCUGUGAGACAAUCAUUGAUGGGCAUAAGUACAGUACAAAAUAUCUAACACACCGACAAACCAACACAAUUUUUGAUGUCCAGUUAAGCACCCCAAGUCUGGUCAAACUGCUGAAAGGGGACAGCCUUGCAAUUAACUGUACUGUUGCUGCAGCCUGGAACACAAGAGUUCAGAUGACCUGGAGUUAUCCUGGAGAGGCAAACAAGAGAGGUUCUAUAACCCAACGAAUUGACCAAAAAAAUACAGAAGCUAAUAUUUUUUACAGUAUUCUAGUUGUUGACAAAGUACGUGAUAUUGAUGAAGGCCAGUAUACCUGCUAUGUGAAGAGUGGACCAUCAAUCAAAUCUGUUAACACAACAGUUCGUGUUUAUGAUAAAACAUUUAUUAAUUUGAAACAUCGAAGAAAAAGUGUGCUUGAAGCUGUAGCUGGCAGAAAGUCCUAUCGGCUAUCAAUGAAAGUGAAGGCAUUUCCUACACCAGAAGUUGUAUGGUUAAAAGAUGGAUUACCUGCUGCUGAAAAGUGUGCACGGUAUGUGGUUAAAGAUUAUUCAUUAAUCAUUAAGGAUGUAGCUGAAGAGGAUGCAGGAGAUUACACUAUAGUUCUGAAUAUACGACAGUGGAACUUAUCUAAGAACCUAACAGUCACUCUCAUAGUAAAUGUGAAACCUCAGAUUUAUGAAAAUGCUGUCUCAUCAUUUCCUGAUCCUAAUCUCUAUCCAGUGGGCAGCAAUCAAGUGCUGACUUGCACUGUUUAUGGUAUUCCUCAGCCUAAAAUUACAUGGAUUUGGCAUCCUUGUAGACAAAAUCGUUCCAAAGCAAGGUAUGGCUUUUGCUCUAACACUGAGGGAUCUUUCACCUUGAAACCUGGCAGCGUCACAGGAAACAGAAUACAGAGCAUCACUGAGCGCAUGGCAGUAAUAGAAGGGAAGAAUAAGACUGCUAGCAUUCUGGUUGUAGCUGAAGCCAAAUCAUCCGGAAUUUACAGCUGUGUGGCUUCCAACAAAAUAGGGACAGUUGAAAGAAAUGUUAGCUUUUAUGUAACAGAUGUACCAAAUGGAUUUCACAUUAAGUUGGAAAAAAUGCCCAUUGAAGGAGAGAACCUGAUAUUGUCCUGUUCGGUCAGCAAAUUCCUGUACAAAGACAUUGCCUGGAUUUUACCAAGGACAGUUAAUCAAACAAAAGCAAAAAAACCUCUCCCUAAGGAGUACUCCAUUACCCUCCCUCUCACCAUCAAGAAUGUUUCCCUGGAACACUCAGGCACCUACACCUGCAAAGCGCGGAACAUAUACACAGGAAAAGAAGUGCUUCAAAAGAAAGACCUUACAAUUAGAGCUCAAGAAGCCCCAUCUCUCCUGCGCAACCUCAGUGAUCAGACAGUGAACUCCAGCAACUCUGCUGCAUUAGAAUGUCAAGUGCAAGGCAUCCCAGAGCCCCAGAUAUUCUGGUUUAAAAACCAUGAAGAAAUACAUGAAGAACCAGGAAUAAUUUUAGGACCAGGAGGCAGAAUGCUGUUUAUUGAAAGAGUCAAAGAGGAGGAUGAGGGACUUUACCAGUGUGUAGCCACCAACUUGAAAGGCUCCGUGGAGAGUGCAGCUUAUGUCACAGUACAAGGAACAUCUGAGAGAUCAAAUCUGGAACUAAUAACUCUGACCUGUACCUGUGUGGCUGCUACACUCUUCUGGCUCCUACUGACGCUCUUCAUACGCAAACUCAAGAGGCCUCAUUCUUCGGAAAUAAAGACCAAUUACUUGUCAAUCAUAAUGGAUCCUGAGGAAGUCCCCUUAGAUGAGCAAUGUGAACUUCUUCCUUAUGAUGCCAGCAAAUGGGAAUUUGCAAGGGAAAGGCUAAAACUAGGAAAAUCACUUGGCCAUGGUGCUUUUGGGAAAGUGAUACAAGCAGCUGCUUUUGGAAUUAAAAAAUCACCAACAUACAGAAUAGUUGCUGUGAAAAUGCUGAAAGAAGGUGCCACAGCAAGUGAAUACAAAGCUUUGAUGAGUGAAUUGAAAAUCCUGAUACAUAUUGGGCAUCAUCUAAAUAUAGUAAACCUUCUUGGAGCUUGCACAAAAAGUGGAGGGCCUCUGAUGGUGAUUGUUGAAUAUUGCAAAUAUGGAAACUUAUCAAAUUAUCUGAAAAGCAAAAGAAGUUUUUUCUUUCCAAGCAAGGAUGCAUCACUGCAAGUGGAUCAGAUGAAAGAAAAAAAGAAUACUGAACUGGUGGAAGGUGAAAAACAAAGGCUGGCUAGUGUCACCAGCAGUGAGAGCUUAGCAAGCUCUGGCUUUCAAGAAGAUAAAAGUCUGAGUGAUGUGGAAGAGGAUGAUGAGGAGUCUGCUGAGUUUUACAAAUUGCCCCUUACAAUGGAAGAUCUGAUUUCCUACAGUUUUCAGGUGGCGAGAGGCAUGGAGUUCUUGUCAUCCAGAAAGUGUAUUCAUCGUGAUCUAGCAGCCAGGAACAUCCUUUUAUCUGAGAACAAUGUGGUAAAGAUCUGUGAUUUUGGCCUUGCAAGAGAUAUUUAUAAGAACCCUGAUUAUGUGAGAAAAGGAGAUGCACGACUUCCCCUCAAGUGGAUGGCUCCAGAAUCCAUAUUUGAUAAAAUCUACAAUACGAAAAGCGAUGUGUGGUCUUAUGGAGUACUGUUGUGGGAAAUAUUCUCUUUGGGUGCUUCCCCUUACCCAGGUGUCCAAAUAGAUGAGGACUUCUGCAGCAGACUGAAAGAAGGCACAAGAAUGCGUGCCCCACAAUAUGCAACAAUAGAAAUCUACCAAAUCAUGUUGGACUGCUGGCAUGGCAAUCCCAAUGAAAGACCAAAGUUUUCAGAGCUGGUGAAAAGAUUAGGGGACCUGCUUGAAGCAAAAGUGCAACAGGAUGGCAAGGACUAUAUUCCCCUGAAUGCUAUAUUUACUGCAGAUACUGGGUUUGCAUACUCAAGUCCUACUGCAACCAAGUCUCCUUUGAAUGAAGAUGUAUCUGCUCCAAAAUCAAAUUGUGAAAGCACUGAAAAUAUGAGAUACAUAAAUACCUUCAAAAUGAAAGCAACCCAAAGAGUGAAGACCUUUGAAGAACUUCCAGUCAAGAAUACCUUUGUAUUUGAUGAUUACCAAGCAGACAGUGGGAUGGUGCUGGCUUCAGAAGAACUAAAACGCUUCACUUGGGCAGACAGCAAACAAAAACAGAUGUUCUUUGGUCUGAAAGCUGGCAGCAGGAGCAAGGAGUCUGUUCUCUCUGGAAUGACCAAGCCAAGUUUCUUCAGUUUCAGCUGUGGCCACCUCAGUGAAGCUAGUCGAAGACUUGCUUAUGGCAGCUUGGUGCUGGAGAAGAUGAAGACAUGCAGAUCUCCCCCUCCUGACUACAAUGCCAUGGUCUUCUAUUCCCAACCCCCUGUGUAAACAACUGCUUAACAAAGGUUCAGAAUAUGGACACAAAAAUGCUUGGAGCCCUUUCAAAAGGGCACCAGCUGGUACUUCAAUAGUUGUGCACAAACAAGCUGAGAACGAUUCAAAUCCAGCAAAUGCAAAUACACUGGAGUGUUAAAGUUGGAGUGACUUUCUGUAUUUGAAUUGUUCUCAGCUUGUUCACAUGUAAGUUAGAACAUACCAGCUGCAGCCCUUUUAAAAAGGCUCCAUCCUCUCCAAGCCUACUUUAAUCUGAAACAUGUUCCUCCCUUUCCCGCUCUGAUAAACUCAUAAAUUCAAAAGCUUAAAUAGCUGCUUUUUGAGCAAUCGGACCAGUUUUCUCCCCCGGGCACUGACUGAAACUCACAUGACCUGCUUUCCUUCAGACUGCAUUAAUUGCAGCACUUGUGUGAAACAUCCUAGAGCCUUACUGCUGAGGCCAAGGGCUUGGCUUUCUCAAAUAUUCAACACCUGUAGUGCUCAAAUGGCUAGGUCUGCCUGCUCAGUAUUCCAGAAAAUUAGGCACCUAAUUGCCAUAAAGACCCCAGUUGACUUCUGGUCCCCCCCAAUGCAGCAGUGGCAGAUCUGACUCCCAUACCAAGGGUGAUGUGUUAAGUGGCAUCCCAACCAUUUAGGAGCACUGACAUUUGAAAACAGGAACCCAAUUUGACUUUUCUUAAGGAUAGCAUGGUGAAAACAGUAUAGCACUGCUCAUGUUGGUGUGGGUGCGACAGAAUGGCAAGUGACUAGGUGGGGACCUUCCAGGUUGCAAACACAGCAAGUCCUGCAAUCGAUUUCCAGGGACUGAGAAGUUCCAGUACAACAGCCUCUUUGUGGAAGCCAAGUUUACUUGCAUAGGACUGGGAGAUGAAAGCACUUUUGGCCCCAACUUCUUUUUUUAAGAUCAACAAGGCUUUGUACUUUGAGUGUGAUGGAAAACCAAUGCUUUGAGGGCCCUCCAGUUCUGGUAACCCCGGACUUAAGUUUUAACUUAGCAUCUCCCACACUGGUCUGCAGACCAGUUAGUGCAAAGAUCACACUACCCCUGCCCCUGCCCUUUCAAUGAAGACCUUGAGAAUAGAACCUAUUGGUUUACACAAAAAGUUGGAAGGUCAACAAUGGUCAAAAAGUCCAGUGGCCACUGUCAUGCUACUUUCUUAGACCAUAAGAGGAAUCCCUUGAACUAGGAAUUUCCACACACGCUCUGCAAAGUGCAGUCAAGGAUACAAAAAUUAAACUUGAUUGAAUUAAUACACAGAUAAGCUUUCUCAAGCUUGAUCAGGUCAAGCAAAUCAUCUUGCACUUUGUCAUUCUCCCCUUGAAUGUGCACUGGAAAUAUUUUAACUUAAGAUGCUUAAGCUAAAUUUAUUCUAUGAUACCUGCUGGGCUGUCUAAUAUAUUGCGCUGAUUAUCUCUUACUUAUGGGAAUCUGUCAGCAAUGUAACAAGGUAACCAGUAAGUUCUGUAUAUUGCUAAAAUGAAAAACCAGUUAUUAGAUGGUGGGGAAAAGGUUACUCACCAGUAACUAACUCCAUGUCUUUUGGUGGUGAUGGAAGCUUUUCCAUAAAUGCAACUGAAUUUCAAAUUCUCUUAAUAGUAUUUGUGUAUUGUAGCAAAAGUAUAUCAGCAAUGCAUCCCAUACUUUUUGCGCAGCAACUCAGAAAGGAAAUUUGUCCUGGACUUCAAAAGCUGUAAAGAUACACUAUCCCCCGUAAGCUUUGUAUGUAAUAUUAAAAGGCCUUCAUAAAAAGUUUAUAACAAGUUAGAGCAGAAAAUAUUCUCCCCUGCCUUUUUUUUUUUAAAGGAGGAAAACACCUUUGAACCAAUUAUUAAAGAGUGUUUUGUAAGUGUCACUCCUUAGCCAGCUGUUCUAAAGAACGCUCUGUGACUGGCAUCUACUCCUAUCAAGGGACUGUGACAUUGUCUAACUGUGACAAUGUGUAGUCUCUCAGUGGUGGAGAAAUUGAUCAAAAUCUGAUGGGCAAUACCCAUUUUCACUAUAAAGAAUGGAUAGUAUAUCUCUGAAGGAGGGUUGCAUAAUGUAAAUAGGAAUUAAAUAUGCUUUUUGUGCAUAAAUAUUUAAGAACUGGAAUACAAGAUUACUUUUAUAUGAACUUUAAGUUUCUUGGGACACGAAUAACGCACACUUUUUCUUACACACACAUUUUUAUAUAAUAAUUCAUUGCUAGAAUCCUACAAUAAACUUUACAUUUUGAAAGUCUU